Molecule: messenger RNA, 574 nt
Organism: Neurospora tetrasperma FGSC 2508
Lineage: Eukaryota; Fungi; Ascomycota; Sordariomycetes; Sordariales; Sordariaceae
Exons: 4
Coding region: 153-518 (121 amino acids)
Cellular component (GO): membrane; endomembrane system
Source: RefSeq, a predicted model, not a curated record
CGAGUUCAGUUGACGCCGUCACCAAGAAUUGCGUGCGACUGAGGUUCAGAUUGCUCUUUCCAAGAAUCAUCACCAUUCAGCGUUUUAGUACACAGUCGUCAAGCUCUUGCCAUUUCUUCACAGUAUAAAGACUUUACCAUCUUAUCAUCACAAUGUCUGGAAAGUUUGAGCCCAAGGUUCCUGUUCAGUUGAACCCUCCUAAGGACGACCCUAUUUCCGUUGAGGAGUUGGCCAAGGCGAACGGUGCUGAUGGUGGAAAGUGUUACGUCGCCAUCAAGGGCAUCGUCUACGACGUAACGGGCAACAAAGCGUACCAGCCUGGAGGCUCUUAUCACGUAUUCGCUGGCAAGGACGCCUCGCGCGCUCUCGGCAAGACUUCGACCAAGGCCGAGGAUGUCAGGCCAGACUGGCAAGAUCUUGAUGACAAGGACAAGUCGACGCUUAACGACUGGAUCACCUUCUUCUCCAAGCGCUACAACGUAGUGGGCAAGGUCGAGGGCGCAACUAACAUGGAGUAAGGACUACGUCUGAAUAAUUAAUACAUGUUUCGGUUUUGCUCAAGUCAUCCUUUUCU